This is a messenger RNA of Cordyceps militaris CM01, 324 nucleotides long. RefSeq lists its product as uncharacterized. The transcript is spliced from 4 exons. Lineage: Eukaryota; Fungi; Ascomycota; Sordariomycetes; Hypocreales; Cordycipitaceae. The record is from RefSeq and is a predicted model, not a curated record. Bases 1 to 324 code for a protein of 107 amino acids.
AUGUUAACAAGUUCGACUCGGUUGUCAGUCGACAAGAAUAACUUCAAGCCGGGCUGUUCUCCCUUUAUGCGAAAACCCACCAAUCCGGCCCAAUUCAUCCGUGCACCAACAGAAACAGCCUGGCUGCCGCCGGGUUCUCUGCUAACGUUACGCUACCAGUCCCAUUCGGAACUGCGAACUGCAUGCCGCGGUCCCUUGGCGGAGGGGUGUCUCUUGUUAGCCACUACCAGGGCUAAGGGCAGCUGCACGGUGGGGGAACGUGGGCUUGACGCCGAGCUGGGGAACGGACCUGGAGGCCGGAGCAACUCCAAGCCCCUUUUGUAA